AUGAGAAAUCAUCAUUUAGUUAGCCGCUCUCUCCGCUAGCUGCACGGAGCUGUAGUGUGAUGAUCUUCCAACCCAGAUUAUUACAAUAAUUCACUUUGGACAGGCGCAACGAUGACCCUUUGACAUCAAGAAUGGACAUAAGUUAACAAUGACGGGGGAGAAAAAGAAGAAAAAGCGGCUGAACCGCAGCAUUCUUCUUGCAAAGAAAAUUAUAAUAAAAGAUGGAGGAAGUCCCCAGGGAAUUGGCGAGCCCAGCGUCUACCAUGCUGUGGUGGUCAUCUUCCUGGAGUUUUUCGCGUGGGGUCUCCUCACCACCCCGAUGCUCACGGUUUUACACCAGACAUUCCCCCAACACACAUUCCUGAUGAAUGGUCUCAUUCAUGGUGUGAAGGGCCUAUUAUCAUUUCUGAGUGCUCCUCUAAUUGGGGCGUUGUCAGACGUAUGGGGACGCAAGUCCUUCCUGCUGCUAACGGUCUUCUUCACGUGUGCACCCAUUCCACUGAUGAAGAUCAGCCCAUGGUGGUACUUUGCAGUCAUCUCCAUGUCUGGCGUCUUCGCUGUCACCUUCUCCGUGAUCUUUGCCUACGUGGCGGACAUAACGCAGGAGCAUGAGAGGAGCACAGCGUACGGCCUGGUAUCGGCUACCUUCGCCGCCAGCCUGGUCACCAGCCCGGCCAUCGGAGCCUACCUGUCUGUGGCCUACGGCGACACCUUGGUGGUGAUCCUAGCAACCGCCAUCGCUCUGCUCGACAUCUGCUUCAUCCUGGUAGCCGUGCCGGAGUCGCUGCCAGAGAAGAUGAGGCCAGCUUCAUGGGGGGCGCCAAUCUCUUGGGAACAAGCCGACCCUUUCGCCUCUCUGCGCAAAGUGGGCCAGGAUUCCACAGUGCUCCUCAUCUGCAUCACAGUGUUUCUCUCCUACCUCCCCGAGGCCGGCCAGUACUCCAGCUUCUUCCUCUAUCUCAGACAGGUCAUUGGCUUCUCCUCGGAGACAGUGGCCGCCUUCAUCGCCGUUGUGGGGAUCCUCUCCAUACUGGCUCAGACGGUCGUGUUGGGCAUCCUGAUGCGUUCAAUUGGGAACAAGAACACGAUCCUGCUCGGCCUCGGCUUUCAAAUCCUCCAACUGGCCUGGUACGGCUUCGGCUCCCAGCCCUGGAUGAUGUGGGCGGCUGGAGCCGUCGCAGCCAUGUCCAGCAUCACUUUCCCCGCCAUCAGCGCCAUCGUGUCCCGAAAUGCAGAUCCUGACCAGCAGGGUGUUGUCCAGGGGAUGAUCACUGGGAUCCGGGGUCUCUGUAACGGUCUGGGUCCGGCGCUCUACGGCUUCGUCUUCUACUUGUUCCACGUGGAGCUGUCCGACACGGACGGCUCCGGGAAAGGUGCCAAACCCAACAUGGUCAACCCCACUGAUGAGAGUGCCAUCAUCCCCGGACCCCCCUUCCUGUUCGGAGCCUGCUCAGUGCUGCUCUCCCUGCUGGUGGCGCUGUUCAUCCCGGAGCACACGGGGCCCGGCAUGAGGCCCGGCGCCUACAAGAAGCACAGCAACGGGGCGCAGAGCCACUCCCACAGCCCCCAGGGCAGCGGGGCCGAGGGCAAGGAGCCGCUGCUGGAGGACAGCAGCGUAUAACCUCAACUCACGGGUGGGGAGAGGCGGGGGGGCCCACUCCCCCCUCGGUCCACCCCGGGAAGCCCCUGCACUCAUGGACAGAUGCACACAUUUCACCACAGGGGGCCCGCACACGCCCCCUCGAGUGCCACGAGGGGGUGUCUGUGUCUGCGUUAGUGUCCACAGCACAAAAAGUGGGCACUCCUUCUUCAGCAGCCCUUUUUUUUUUUUUUUUUUUUUUUUUUCUUCCUUUGUUUUUUCAAGACAGGCCAUGUGAGGACUCUCUGAAGAGUGUGUGCGUGUUUUCGGGCUGCAGUGGACAGGCGUGUGUGUGUUUGUGUGUGCGAGAGUGCGCGUGUGAGAGCUGGACUCCAGUCUUGGGUUUCGCAAACGCUGUAACAGAGUGUGGAGCACACGUCGACCCCCCCCCCCCCCCCCCCCCCCCCCCCCCCCCCCCGCUGUGAUGAUUAGUUUGCGAGUAUUGAGUGGGGGUACGUCUCUGAUGUCACUGAAUCCUUGUGUGGCUCCGAAUAAUCCUCAUGGGUCGUGUUCGGUGGCUCGGCGAAGCGCCGCGCAACAUCGUCCCGCUAGCUAGCCCGCGUCCCGUUGGCUCACUGUUGCGACCUCUGCUCUGUUGCACAAGACAGGCGGGACGAGCCGCUGCCGCACCGCGGUGACAGACGGUCGAUAUUACAGAAAGAAAAGCUUUGUUUAGGACCACGCGUUGUUUAAAUAUCACACUUCUCCCCAAGAGAGGUGGGAGACGAGAGACCACUUUAUUAGCUGAAACAGUUUUUCAAUGUUUACUCGCCAUUCUCUAGAUCAGUAGUACCGUUUGGGUUGUACAUUUUCCUCUGUUUCAAACUGAGGCUAGUCGCGCUUCAAGUUUUUAUUCAAGAAACAAAUGUUGCCUUGAAGUGACUUAAGAUAAUUCUAUAUAGAGACAUUACGUAACCUGUAUGAAGACCAAGGUCUGAGAAGGCUCUGUAAUCUUGCGCUAUUGCUCCCAUCGGAGCCGUUACACACUUUUUAUUCCUUUGUAUUCAUGCCCCUCCUGUUACUAAGUUUCCUGACAUUUGUCGCCAUCAGGGUCGAGGCUUGCAGAGCUGUGGAUUUUAUUUUCAAAGCCUGGAGACCCUUCGGAAGUGGAGCACCGCUAUCGGUGACCGGAGCGUCUCCACAUUAAUAUCAUUAGCAGGAUAUCAGUCGUGCCGCCACCGUAGAAAACUCAAAGGUUAGACGUGAUGCAGUGUGGUGGAUAAGAGCUGUAAAGCUUUCAUUAGUGACCCCUGACAUUUAGGACACAGCUGUGAAGAAGUACAGCACGUCUCUCAAGCUAACAGAAGGUCAACAAUUUUUUGUUUUCUUGUUUAAGUUUCAUUUGGACACCGUCACGUUUGCUAAUCUAUGUUGAACAGGCAGAGUGUCCAGGUGAGCUAAAAAUAAAGUCAAACAGCACCACCUAUUGGAGGAAAAACAACUGCAGAUAAGGAAAGCCAGUGUUCAGACAACUUCCUUAGUCCUUGAUCCAAUGAAAAUAUUAACGAGUUCUCUAUUUCGCCCCCUGCAGGCAGCAAACAUAAUGACAGGGACAUUCCCCAGAAUUAACAGUACUGUCGCGUUGAUGUCCCUCUUUGAGAUUACAGGCAAGCAACUUCCACUCCCACUGGUAAACAAAGUAACUGCAUGUUGCGUGAGUUGUCUUUGCAGAUUUUUAGUCUUCAGAACAAUUUAUGAACCUCAUGGGGAAGCAUCAUCAAAUUACUAAUGUGAAUAUGUUUCCAGUGGUCCUGAGAUACAAACGGUUAACCAAUCACAGCCAGCAAACACAAUUUGAGUUACACUGAAAUGCAUCCCAGAGUUAUUCCUUUGAAUGUGAAAGUAGUUAUCAAAUUUCAAUGGAAUAAACUAGGAUUAAGAUUAAAUUCACUACUAUCAAAUUCUUAGCUAGUGACAGGCAAUGUCGAACUCGGUGAACAACAAUCUGAAAAAAACCCAAAUUCCAGGUGCAAUUCUUCCUGCAGCUGUUCAUCCGCCUGCCAGCAGGUGGUGCUGUUUUUAGCAAGGCUCUGCAGAAGCUGCUGCCGCCACUGUCUUCACGUGCGGUUAUCUUUGUGUGGUGGAUGUCUGGUCACUGUAGCUAGCAGCAGGUUUCAUGCCGCUCGAUAUCUCUCUGGACUGAAAUGUGCGUCGCAUUUUUGUGCCAAAUUAUUUUGGGGUUUUUUUUUGUAUGUGUACGUGUGUGUGUGUGUGGUCAUACACUUGAGUGACUCGGAUGUGUUUGUUUUGUUUUCUCUUGUCUUAAUUUCUUUGGCUGAAGAUUUAAUUUUUUUUAAUGCUUUUUUUUUUUUUUUUUUUAAUAUUUAGCUUUUUAAAAACUUCAUUCAGGCAUCUCUAGGACUCAACUUUGUUGCCAGAUGGUAAAUUAUCAACUGUCCAUCUGCCUAUUUUCAGCCUAGGUCUUUAUUUAAUAACAAGCAUUUCACCGUGGUUAGUUACAUUUGUUGAGUUUGUUUCUCCCACAUGAUUUCUCAGUAGAUCAGAAGUCACUUGAAUGUUUUCCUGAGUCAAGUUGGACGUGUGGACCACACUUCGCCCUCAUCGUUUUGAGUCAAACUGUCAAGUUUUAUUAAAUUUUAAUUCAGAGGGGGUCUUAGCUACGUAGGAGACCAUUCGAGUUGGUCAGCUCGCCACACCGUAGUUUAAUUUCGCAUCAAUCGGACCAACACUUGGAACACGAAUCCAGAUCUUACACGAAUUGGAGAGAUUCUGCACCAGCCCCACGUGCACCCGUACAAGCCUCCAUGCAGACGACUGUAAAUGUAGAAAAGUCAGCUGCGCGUGAGCAGCAGAUGUAAAUAUUUAUCGCUCAAGGAGAGCCGGCCACCUCUUGGUCUAUUCGGUUGUAUGGUGCAAUUAUUAUUCUAUAUUUCUCAAGACUUACCUGAUAGCCACUCCAGUUUUUAGUACAAUGUGGUUUGUGGCCUGAACCCCCCUCUCUGUGUGCCUAAAAUUAGCCAAGAAAUGAGUAUGGCAACGUAAGUAAAUGGUGGUUAUUAUGUAAAUAUGGGAAACUAAUGACAAACUAUUUAUUAAAGGUUUAUUGUACAAUGAAUUGCUUCUGUGUUUCUCUGUUGGGUAAAAG
Molecule: messenger RNA, 4745 nt
Organism: Salarias fasciatus (jewelled blenny)
Lineage: Eukaryota; Metazoa; Chordata; Actinopteri; Blenniiformes; Blenniidae
Gene: slc71a1-2
Product: major facilitator superfamily domain containing 14A2
Exons: 12
Coding region: 149-1621 (490 amino acids)
Biological process (GO): transmembrane transport
Cellular component (GO): membrane
Molecular function (GO): transmembrane transporter activity
Source: RefSeq, a predicted model, not a curated record